CAGCAGGAAAGAAGAAGCAGCAGGAAGGAGUUCUUGAAGCAAGUUCAUAGCUUCGUAGACCUCAGUAGUCUGUCCUGGUCCUUCGUCGCUGUUAUGGCUUUCCUGUGCAGAAGUGCUGCUGUGCUCCUGAAGCCGCUCAGAGCCGCUCCGGCCGUCCAGUCUGCUGCCCGCCUGUACAGCUCAGGUGGUCAGUAUGAGUAUAUUGUGGUGGAAAAGCGAGGAGAGAAGAAUAAUGUGGGUUUCAUCCAGUUGAACCGGCCUAAGGCUCUCAACGCUCUGUGUGACGGGCUGAUGAGGGAGGUGGGACAGGCCCUUGAUGCCUUUGAGGGUGACAGCGACAUCGGAGCUAUUGUCAUCACCGGCAGCGACAGAGCAUUUGCUGCGGGAGCGGACAUUAAAGAGAUGCAGAAUCGAACCUUUCAGGAGUGUUAUGGUGGCAACUUCUUGGCUCACUGGAACAGAGUGUCCACAGUGAAGAAGCCUGUGAUCGCAGCCGUCAAUGGAUUUGCUCUUGGUGGAGGCUGCGAGUUUGCAAUGAUGUGUGACAUCAUCUAUGCUGGAGAGAAGGCACAGUUUGGCCAACCAGAGAUCCUAUUAGGGACCAUUCCUGGGGCGGGUGGCACCCAGCGGCUGACCCGCGCAGUGGGCAAGUCCCUGGCUAUGGAGUUGGUGCUAACAGGAGACAAGAUUAACGCUCAAGAAGCCAAGCAGUCAGGUUUGGUGAGUAAAAUUUAUCCAGUGGACCAGCUGGUGUCCGAAGCCGUGAAAUGUGGGGAGAAAAUUGCUGCCAAUUCCAAAUUGGUGUCUGCUAUGGCUAAAGAAGCUGUUAAUGCAGCCUUCGAACUGACUUUGGCUGAAGGCAAUCGUUUCGAAAAGCGGUUAUUCCACGCCACCUUUGCUACGGAUGAUCGUAAAGAAGGCAUGACAGCAUUUGUGGAGAAGAGAAAGGCCAGUUUCCAGGACAAGUAAAACCGAGCUGAUCAAGAGCUCAGCCACAAACACAACUAUCAGCAGAUCAUUUCUUUAUCUGCAAACAGUUGAAUGAUGCAAAAGUCCUGAUGGUAGUAGAACACACAAGCUGUAGGAUUUGGCACAGAGUGAAGUGCACAAGUGUCUUAUCACAGUGAAGCCCUGCCUGCUGAGGCUCAGUAUCAAAAUCAAAGGCAGUCUGGGUGCAGGAGUGCAGUGGGUUUAUAUGUGAAUACCAUUUGAUAACUGUGUCAUAGUCAGUGUGUAAUAGGAGGAGUCGGUCCUGAUGACUUUGCCUUUUCAUUUUCACUGUCAAAUAUUGCAUUAUGUCUGCAUUUUGUAGACAACUUUUUUUCCGGGGUACAUUUUACAAAUAAAGCUCUUGAGUGGAUUUGA
Molecule: messenger RNA, 1365 nt
Organism: Thunnus maccoyii (southern bluefin tuna)
Lineage: Eukaryota; Metazoa; Chordata; Actinopteri; Scombriformes; Scombridae
Gene: echs1
Product: enoyl CoA hydratase, short chain, 1, mitochondrial
Exons: 8
Coding region: 94-969 (291 amino acids)
Biological process (GO): fatty acid beta-oxidation
Cellular component (GO): mitochondrion
Molecular function (GO): enoyl-CoA hydratase activity
Source: RefSeq, a predicted model, not a curated record